Molecule: messenger RNA, 1441 nt
Organism: Rhipicephalus sanguineus (brown dog tick)
Lineage: Eukaryota; Metazoa; Arthropoda; Arachnida; Ixodida; Ixodidae
Gene: RpL4
Product: 60S ribosomal protein L4
Exons: 8
Coding region: 130-1401 (423 amino acids)
Biological process (GO): translation
Cellular component (GO): cytosolic large ribosomal subunit; ribosome
Molecular function (GO): RNA binding; structural constituent of ribosome
Source: RefSeq, a predicted model, not a curated record
GGCAGGAGAAACAAUUUCCGGCUUGAACGGUUCCGGUCAAAAACUUGUGUCACUUCGCCCUUUUUCGGCUCCGUCGUCGCCGUACGUGCAGGCGAUAGGUAGUCUCCGUGACAUAAUCGCGUUUAAAAAAUGGCGUACACCUUAGCGCGACCUUUGGUAAACGUUUACAAUGAGAAGAAUGAGCUGUCCGGCGCCACUGUUGCGCUGCCGGCCGUCUUCAAGGCGCCCAUCCGGCCGGACAUCGUGAACUUCGUUCACAUGAACAUGGCGAAGAACAGCCGCCAGCCGUACGCAGUCUCCAAGGAGGCCGGACACCAGACCUCGGCCGAGUCCUGGGGCACUGGCCGUGCUGUGGCUCGUAUUCCCCGCGUUCGCGGCGGAGGUACCCACCGCUCAGGUCAGGGUGCUUUUGGAAACAUGUGCCGCGGUGGUCGCAUGUUUGCGCCGACCAAGACGUACCGUCGCUGGCACCGGCACAUCAACGUGGCCCAGAAGCGCUACGCCAUCUGCUCAGCGGUGGCGGCCUCCGGUGUGCCGGGGCUGGUGCUCUCCAAGGGUCACAAGAUCGAGCAGAUCCCUGAGGUGCCCCUGGUGGUGAGUGACAAGGUGCAGGACCUGACCAAGACCAAGGAGGCAGUGCUGUUCCUCAAGAAGGUCAAGGCAUGGACAGACGUGGAGAAGGUGUACAAGUCUCGUCGGCUGCGUGCUGGCAAGGGAAAGAUGAGGAACCGCCGUCGCAUCCAGAGGCUGGGUCCACUUGUCAUCUACGAAGCAGACCAUGGCUUGACUCGUGCCUUUAGGAACAUUCCUGGUGUUGACACUCUACGCGUUGACCAGCUGAACCUGUUGAAGAUGGCGCCUGGUGGUCAUGUGGGUCGCUUUGUCAUUUGGACCGAAAGUGCUUUCCGGCGGCUGGAUAAGAUCUACGGCACAUGGAAGAAGCCCUCGGCAGAAAAAAAGAGCUUCAGUUUGCCCAAGCCCCAGAUGACGAACUCGGACAUUAACCGUAUCCUCAAGAGUGAGGAAAUUCGUCACCUCCUAAGGGCACCACAGAAACGUGUCGUCCGCCGCACUCAGAAGAAGAACCCGUUGAAGAAUGUCAACGCCAUGUUGAGGCUCAACCCGUAUGCAGCGGUCACUCGACGGGCUUCUAUUCUCCUCAACCAGAAGCGCAAGAUGAAGAGGCAGUUGAUGAUCGCUGAAAAGAAAGGCGUGAAGCUGGAUGAGAGCAAGCUGAAGCCGUGGCAGCUGUCUCUGAAGCAGUCCUUUGAGGCCCGCAGGGCAGCCGCGAUCAAGAAGAGGGGCGGCAAGGCCAAGGAGCCCGCUGCUUCCAAGAAGCCCACAAAGAAGGCCGGAGGCAAGGGCAAGAGCACGGCCAAGACAGCAGCGGCCAAGAAGUGAAUCAGACCGUUUCACAUAAAAUAAAAAAAGGGUCCCUGCG